Symbiodinium natans is the source of this 5328-nucleotide messenger RNA. The record is from the annotation of a GenBank genome assembly. NCBI's taxonomy places the organism in Eukaryota, Dinophyceae, Suessiales, Symbiodiniaceae.
AUGGAUAUGCCGGCUAAGGAGGCUGAACUGCUCCAAUGGAUUGAGGACUUUGGGGAGCAGUACGAACAAGGAUCUUUGGAGUGCUGGACCUUGAAUAGGAUAUGCCAACUUCUGGAGCGGUCUAAAGAUGACACCCUUGGAGUGAUCGAGGCGAUUGAGGCUGUUCUGGCUGGUUUCCGCAAACAGAAUCCUGGUCCCAAGUCCCUCCUCAUAGGUCAAGCCAACAUAACUUCGUACCGAAGCGAAGUGCGUACUUGGUUGCUGGACCGUGACGAAUCCAUCUGGCUGUUGCAAGAAACCCAUGUCCCUGAAUCAGGUACUAAAGCCCUGGUCAAUAAAUUCCAAUCUGUUGGCAGACAAACAUGGGUAGGGCCGGCCGCUCUGACCCAGGGAGGAAGCUCAGGAGGACUUCUCACUCUUGCACCCUCGCAUCGCAAUGCUGCCACAGGCCCGGCCUUUAUGUCUGAAGGCAAGGGGUUUGUUUCUGUUUCGAUUCGAUUUCAGGGCUGGGAUCUCUUGUUAGUUAACUUGUAUCUCCAGUCAGGAGUGGGCCCGACUGGUGGACUCAACCCGGAGAUCCUUUCUCGUCUGGCAGCGGUCCUUGACCAAACCAGCACCCAGUGGCUGGUGCUUGGUGACUGGAAUUGUUCCCCGUCCGAAUUGCUCCGCCUAGGGUUUGUUUAUAAAGUGAAGGGCCAGGUUGUCGCCCCUAAUGGUCCUACCAUUAACACUGGAGGCACCUUGGAUUAUGCUGUUGCCUCCAAGAGGAUGGCCCCAUUGCUCUCCGUCUCGUCCUCUUGGGAUGUCCCAUUCAAACCGCAUUGCGCUGUGACGGUGGAGCUCAGGGUUGGGGUUGCAGAUCUGCCUGUUCGUCAGCUCAAGGGCUUCCCGUUGGAACCCACUGCCCUCUGCCCGGACGAAUUGUCCAUGCCGGAAGUCCAACCUGGUGGCCUUUGGGAUUGGUCCCGACCGAUUGAUUAUGAAUGGGCUUCUUUCACUGCUGGGGUGGAAGAACAACUCUUCUCUGUGCAGGCAGGUAGAGGGUGGAAGCUGGAGGUCUCUUUCUCGCCACUCGUGAAGACCACCAGCCCGGAAAAACUCUGGAAAGGGUCGAGCCCGGCUUUUUGGCAAUCCUUCCUCACCUGGACCUCUAAAGCCCUGGGCACUAAUCCUGACCCUAGAAUCACCCCCCUCUUCGUGGAGGCGAAGAAUCGCAUACCUGAAUUCUGGUCUGAAAUGGCCUCUUGUACUGCUCAGGCCUUGCAGGACCUCCUAGGUGCUCCUGACAUGCAAAGCCAUCACCUUGCACUUGAGAUUAUCGCACACCAGGGGCGAUCAGCCUUGAAAGAGGCGGUGCGCAAGAGUGAUGAAGCUUACUCGCAAUGGUUGCAGGAAGCUUGCAAAGGGGGUAUGCGAGGCCUGUACAAGGCUUUGAAGUCUGAAGAUUCCAUCCCGGACAGGCCAUACAGAAACAUACCACUCGAAAUUCGCCCGCACAUCAGGCGGGCUCACUGGGCUGACGUGUGGCAGCCCAUGCCUGGCAAUGAGGUCAAUCCCAAUGUUGAUUUUGAUUGCCUCAGGGAUGCUUCUGUAAGCCAAGCCAUAACCCUUCCCCCCAUAACAGGUCCAAUGGUGGCGAAGGUGAUCAAACGAAUGCCGACUAAAGCUAUUGGUGCAGAUGGGUGGAGUGUCCAGAUGCUUAAAUGUCUUGCCCCCUUGCAGCUUGAAAGAUUGGCCCAAUUCUUUAAUACCUGGGAGGGUCAGGGUGCCUUCCCGACCCAGCUCUCGGUUGUUCUGGUUGCACUCAUUAACAAGUCUGAGGAUGAGGAGCGCCCAAUUGGACUGACGCCAGUCCCAUACCGAUUGUGGGCAAAGAUACGUUGGCCUGUCUUUGAGAAAUGGCUCCGGGAAUAUGCUGCCACCCAGGAUUGGGACAGGGCAAAGAAGGGCCUUUCAAGUCUUGAUGUUGCGUUGCGCCGUAAGCUGUCGCAUGAAAUUCUCCAUCGGAAAAAGCGACAUUCAGUGACAGUGCUUUUGGAUUUAAAGGCCUUUUAUGAAAAUGUCCGACAUGAUAAUUUCGUCAAUCAGGCCAUUUCCCUCAAAGUUCCGCCGUUGAUCCUGAAUGCAGCAAUGUCGCUAUACUCUGCUCAGCGCUUGAUCAGUGCUGAACACUGUGUCUCUGGUCCGAUCAAGCCCACCAAGGGCUUAGUUGCGGGCUGCCCAUUUGCGCCUGGCCUCAGCAAGAUCCCUUUUGACGAGAUCCUGCGCCCGGCAUGGGUUUCUGGCCUUGCCAAAACCAUUGAUCUUUACAUUGACGACACUAGCUUUGACACUGAGGCUGGUAACCCCCACACAGCAGCGCGCCGGGCGGUGCAAUUGUAUAAGGCUGUGGUAGGAGGUUUGACAGCUGCUGGCCUCCCAGUCAGCCUGGGCAAGACAGCUUUUGUAUGCUCGUCUCCAAAAGUUGAAGCUGCCCUUAAAGAGUAUCUUCCUGAAUCUGAUCAAAUCAAGAAUGCCGCGAAGGACCUGGGGAUUGAUUGUACGGCUGGGCGUGGAAGGCGCAUUCCGUUCCACCGUAAAAGGUUUGGGAAGGGCGUUAAGCGCAAGGCUAGGCUCUCGACCCUGCGUGUGAAAUCGAUGCCAGCUAGGGUCAGAGCCCUGAGGGCGGGGGUCCAAACUGUGGGCCUCUAUGGCCAUGAGGCAGUUGGGCUUGCGCCAAAGCGUAUGCAUUGGUUGCGUGCUUCCUUCGCACAUGAAUUGGGGCGAAUGUCUUUGGGCUCGGUUGACCUCACCAUUGACCAUGCGUGCCCUAAGCGGCCGGACCCGGCCUUUAUUAUCAUUUCCCAGCAUUUCAAGGCCAUUCACAGGCUUCUGGGCUUCAUUCCCGAUAGCCAAAGGCAGCACUUUGAUGAUGUCUUGCCGGGUAUGUGGCUUGAGUACUCACAGGUGGAGUACCCCUGGAAGCGCGCUGCAGGGCCGGUUGGGGCCCUCCUAUGCUACCUGCUUGACUUGGGUUGGACCCCGGUCAGUGCGGACACUUGGAAAUGCCCUGAACAACCGCACAGCGUCACCACCAAGGUAGGCAUGCACCACCUCCUUUGCUCCCUUUCUAAGGAAACAGAUAGGUGGAGGCUCGCACGUAUAGCCCAGCACGACAUGCUUGAACCUCUGAGUGUGGGAAUUGAUUGGGCCCCCCUCAGAAAGCUUAGGAAUAAGAUGGCAGGCCAGGAGAGGUCAGGACUCAUGGCUGUUUGGCAAGGAGCAAUUCGUGCUGAUCCUUGUGCCACUUGCCUGAGGUGCGGCUGUGCUGCUACCAUGCAACAUGUCUUAUGGGAGUGUGACUGGUGGCAAACCAACCUCCCGGAACCGGCUUCCUCUCCUAGAUUUCGGCAAGAGUGGCCCAUUUCGUCACUGUGGGCCAGGGGCCUUCUGCCGAUUUCGCCUUACCCUGAUGACGGGGAAUGGGUACGAACUACUGGUGCCUGGUGUGAUGGCCAGAUCAUUUGUGGCGAGGCGAUAUACUUUGCUACUGAUGGCUCCCCGGGGAAAUCCAAGGACCCCAGGUUCCAUCGGUAUACCUGGGCUGCGAUUGCCUUUAAGCUUGAAGGGGAUGAGCCCGUCACGAUCGCGACAGCUGUCGGCUCACUGCAAUCUCCGCUAUCGGUGUUCCGGGCGGAGGCAGCGGCUGUCAAGUUUGUAGCUGAGCAUAGUGAAGGGAACGCAGACCUCACCUUGGAUUGCAAGGGCAUCCUGCCCAGAGUGAAUGGUACACCUUCCAUCCAGUCUGCCGACCUCUUCGACCCCAUUCGACUGCAUGCACAGAGACUCAGCCUUAACUGGGUAUCCUCGCAUUUAACGGAAGAACAAUUCCGAGCAAAGUUUGGUGCUAACCAACUUUGGAGGCGACGUGCUAACGAAAUUGUGGACCAGCUUGUUGGCACGGCUGCAGAAGCUCGUAGGGACCUGAACUUUGAAUCCCAAAUUAAAAAGCGUGAUGCAGUUGCCAUUCAGGUUAACACCUUACUGGCCAGGAGAGCUGCAGCUCUCCUGUCGUAUGACAAGGACCAAGGACCGCUGGUUCAGUGGCCUGACAAAGAGCAACGAAAGCGGAGAAGGGUGGAACCGCAGGAUGAGCAAGCCCCUGAGCCUGGGCCACAACAAGUGCAACCCCCUGAGCCCUUGGUGGAUAACCAGGCUCAGGGGAGGAGGAAUCCUGGAGUUGUGCUUCGGGAAAAUCCUCAGCUCGAGCAGCACAAUCCUGUGCACCGCCCCCCAGCCGUGGUGGCAAACCAGGCUGAGAGGGAUGAACCUCCUGGAAUUGUCCUUCGGGAGAAUCCCCAUGCACCUGGGGCUGGUCCGGUUAUGGGUGCCCCAGACCAGGACAGCUGCUCUGAAGAAAGUGAAGAGGAGCCAAUGGUGCCUGAUCCCAUUGUGCAUCCCGAGCCUCCUCCAGCACCGCCAGCUGCGCCUAUGUUGCCUGCCCCGUUGAACUUUGACGAUAUGGAUCAAGAAGCGGGCGCAGCCUUUGCUAUUGCUGAGAGGGCUCGCAAGCCAGGACUGGUGGCUUUCAAAUCCGAUCUGGGCUAUCCUGGUGUUUUCCAGGCCCUACCCAAGGACCUGAUCCACGUGUGGUUCAACGACACGGGGGACAGCACUGCGGCGUAUAUCCACAAUGGAAGAACCAGAUUCGGAUAUGACGCUGGUGGGGGCUACGUCUUGAAGGUUGGGACGAAGCAGGCCUUUGGUGAUGAGGUGGCGAUUUCGGCCUUGCUGCCUAAGGUGGCAGCCACCAUCAUUGGGGCUGGAUCUACGACACUGCAGGUGCUGCUCUCUGGGCGACCAUGGGAGUUCAGGUCCCAUUUGGUGGCGUGGUCGAUGGUGGAAAAAAUCGAGCUCCUCACGGAUUAUGGUUCUCGGAACCAGAUCCACCCUCAGUGGUCCUUGUAUGCCUUCGCCCUCCUUUUGCAAUUGAGCCGUCAUUUUGCUCUUCGUGAUGUGUCAAAAACCAACCUGGGAAUUAAGCCAGGACUCGGUGCUGCGACGCCCAUGUUGUGUUUUUUCGACCUCGCGGAUUGGCACUUCGAAGGGCUUAAUGCUGGAAGGUGGAUUCCCAAGUAUAGCUUGCGCAGUUUCGUCGAGACCCUUCGAUGUGUCUGUGACGUUACGCCACUGGAGCCGUAUCUCCGCAGGCAGGCGGUGGUCCCUUGCCUCAACGAGAUUAUUGCAGGUCUCCCCGCUGCGCUCAAGGCAAACUUGGAAAUCCAAAUGGUCCUCAUGGACGGCCAACUUUCUGAUUGGGCUCACCUUGCUGCAUUGGCUAACCAAUAA